Molecule: messenger RNA, 192 nt
Organism: Exophiala oligosperma
Lineage: Eukaryota; Fungi; Ascomycota; Eurotiomycetes; Chaetothyriales; Herpotrichiellaceae
Exons: 1
Coding region: 1-192 (63 amino acids)
Source: RefSeq, a predicted model, not a curated record
AUGCCGCCACAGCCAGGGGAUCAAACAAAUGAGACGGAAGAGGAAUGCAAAUGGGAAGAACCGACACGAGAGGUCGAGGAAGAAGACGAUAACAUGCUGAUACACCUGGAAUGGGGUCGGCUGAGAAGGGAAUUUCAGAGUAUCUCGAAAAUGAGAGACCUGCCAUCGAAGUCAUCGUCGCUCGACACCUGA